ACUCUCUCGCUCUCUUUCAGGGGAAAUACCAGGGUAGAGGAAGCCUGUGAAAUGUAUACCAGGGCUGCAAACAUGUUCAAGAUAGCCAAAAACUGGAGUGCUGCAGGGAAUGCGUUUUGCCAGGCAGCCAAACUUCACAUGCAGCUGCAGAGCAAACACGAUUCAGCCACCAGCUUCGUGGAUGCUGGGAACGCUUACAAAAAAGCAGACCCACAAGAGGCCAUCAACUGCUUAAAUGCAGCUAUCGAUAUCUACACUGACAUGGGGCGAUUCACUAUUGCUGCCAAGCAUCACAUCACCAUUGCAGAGAUUUAUGAGGCUGAGCUGGUAGACAUUGAGAAGGCGAUCGCGCACUACGAGCAGGCUGCAGACUAUUACAAGGGAGAAGAAUCCAACAGUUCAGCCAACAAGUGUCUGCUGAAGGUUGCUGCUUAUGCUGCUCAGCUGGAGCAGUACCAGAAGGCCAUUGAGAUUUAUGAGCAGGUUGGAACAAAUACUAUGGAUAAUCCUUUGCUCAAGUACAGCGCGAAAGAGUAUUUCUUCAAAGCUGCCCUGUGCCACUUCAUUGUGGAUGAACUGAACGCUAAGCUGGCGCUCGAGAAAUAUGAAGAAAUGUUUCCAGCGUUCACAGAUUCAAGGGAGUGCAAGUUAUUAAAAAAACUGCUGGAAGCUCAUGAGGAGCAAAACUGCGAGGCCUACACUGAGGCGGUUAAAGAGUUUGAUUCGAUAUCGCGUUUGGAUCAGUGGCUUACGACCAUGCUGCUUCGCAUCAAAAAGUCCAUUCAAGGCGAAGGGGAUGGGGACCUGAAGUGAAUCGUUUGUGAUAUUUGUGGCAUGCCGCCUAAAUAACCCGUUCUUGUGUUACAGCCAGGGACCGUUACGGAAUAGGUGAUAAAAUAUCUCGCUUAAUUUUGUUGCUUAUGAAUCAAAUGCCUCGUGUGUUUCUUUAAUAUCCUGCUCUUUGUUGUGACAACGUGGGUAGAUGAGAAGCGAUGCUCUGGGUAUCACUUUCUAAGGUUAAAGAAACACUUCUGGCAGAAUCUUUUUUAUGUUGUUUUAUUUGGUGAGCCCAAUUGUGCGCUUCUGACUGCUUUUCCUCUGCUGUUUUGUCUUCUAAGGUUAUGUAAAUAUUUUUGUCCUGCCCGUACAGUACAAACGAUCGCUUCUGAUCUAUUGCUGCGUUGUGACUGUCUUGUGUUUUUAAAUGGACCUCUGUCAGAUGAGCUUGGAUCUUGUUUUUUUUUUAAAUGAUAGAGCUUUUUUAAUGGUACUAGUGAAAGGCUUUGUGACUCCAACGUACAGUAUGCGUGUGUGUGUGUGCAUACUAUGCAGAUACAUGUGUGCAUGUAUAAAUACAGACUGCAGAAUGACCUAGGUUGGAAAACAUUUAUAAUGCAGAGAGGACAGGACUGCUUAGAUUGGUGCCAACCCUCUGAAUAGUCAUGAAUGGGCCUAGUUUAAUCCUGUAUUUUGUAUUUAAGAGCUAAAUAUAAAAUGUAAGGUUCUUCUAUAUUUUCUUGGAUCUAUUUUUCCACUUAUUUUAUUUUGUGGUGCGUCCCAUCCCUCCUAUCCCGAGAUAACUUGACCUGAGUAAUAAUAUAUUUUUCUAACUUUUCAUUUACCUGAAGUCCUGCUGCUGUCUCUAAUACAGCUCUGUUGUGUGUGCCAGGCAAGACUGGUUAGUUCAUGAUCUUUCUGCUCGUUGUUGUGCUGUGCAGAAUUGUCGACUGAGACUUGAUAUGAUCCAGGGACCUUCCCUCAGCUCUCUGAGUGACGGAUUACUCGAAGCUUGCUUUGAAAAGGUGUAGACUCUUUAAAAAUUCCUGUAGUCAUUACAAAGAUGUGUUUUAAAACGUCUGCAACUCAGGCGCUUUUGUGCAAUGCUUAGUUUAAGUAGAGACGAUAAAGCUACCUAUUUCACGUGUAUAUAUCAAGAGGGACUUAAGGAGCCUGUGCAGUUUCUUGGCGGGAGCCAGCAAAGCGGUAUUGCUUUAAGAUGGAGUAAUUUUCAGACGCACUGGGGACAUGCAGAGAAUGAAGAAGGACUUGCUUUAUUUGACAUGAGUGCUGCCCUUUUCCAUUGCCAAAGCAGGAAUAUCAUAGUAGCCCCCAGGUAGUAACUGCCGCAGGUAUGUAGGGCUCUCUGCAGGUACCGCGUGGGUAUCAGCUGGCAUGCUGAUCUUCAGUUUGUUUUUAAUCUAAACACUUAUCUGAAGUACAACUUGGUACUGACUCGUCGACUCAUUGUCCUAAGCGUUGUAGUACUAUUAAAGUAGUGCUGUCUCUACCACCCGCGUACAAAAAAAAAAAAACCUUCUGGCAUGCUCAAAAAAAAAAGAAAAAAAUGUUUUUUCAGAGUGAUCAAACUUAUUUUUCACGUAUGCUAUUCUGGGUAUCACAGCUCGGAUGAAAGGGCCCGGGAGGUUUGCAGCACUUGCAAGGGAAGGGGAGCAAAGCCUUGGAAGAUGCUGGCUCUUCUAAGCAACUUGGUUCUUCACUUCUCGCAUGGGUUUUAAGGCUCCUGUUUGUGACCAACCUCCCUGCAACAAAAUUGUCACUUAGGCCCUCGCGUUUCAUGUGCGUCUUCCUCGCCAGCUUGGCAAAGAAAUAUUUUAAGUUAUAUUUGGCUUGUGGUCCCCGUUUGCCUCCACCUGAGAUGCCCUUCCCUAGCUUCGUACACGACUGACGUGAGUAUUUUAUGCCAUUUGUCCACUUCUCUGGUUGUCAGUGUUGUGCGCGGCGGUGGCAAGGUGCGUACGUGGCUGCUGGACCGGACGACCAAACCCAAACCGGGGUGCGCGCCCUGUUAGUGUGCUUUGGAGCAAUAGCGUUAAAACGCAAGUGUUAGCUUUGUAGCGGUAGGCUACAGCAUGUCAUCCAGCGUAAUCUGUGGUCAAUCGUGACAGUUUUAAAAUGAUGAUCUGCCACUCCGCUGUAUUUCCCCUCUACCCUAGUAUGAAACUCUGUACUAUGACAACUUAAUGAAAUGGCCUGAGCAAGAACAUAGUCUGUUUUGUGUGACUCUGUACAGUAAUAAAACAGAAAUUGUGAACAUCA
Molecule: messenger RNA, 3057 nt
Organism: Struthio camelus australis
Lineage: Eukaryota; Metazoa; Chordata; Aves; Struthioniformes; Struthionidae
Source: RefSeq, a predicted model, not a curated record